UUGUUGAUAUCAUUAGUUUUGUAGAGCCCUUUUUUGAAAGAACUUCAGGCGUGAUACCUGGCGCUUUUUUAUAUACCUUUUUUUAAAAAGGUAAUUUUGUUGUUAUAAUUCACGCUCACACAUUUCGUUUUAUCUGACUUAUCUGAUUUCGCAUAUCUGGCCGAUGAGUUUAAAUAUACGUUCUCCUUGGAGGAAAUAAGCUUGAAUGAUGCAAUUCAGCGCGGCGUUCCGUAUGGAAUUGUCGCGAUCUGCGAUCUGCUUCGCGACUUCCUUCAACGCUGCGGACGGAGAGGGCUGGUAGACAGAGACUAAGUUUACACGGCAGCCUAAAGCCGGUUUAGUAACUUCCGAUGUUAUAACUACGAUUGUUUAGUGUUGUAUAAACAGUACUUUACACCGAUGUUAUAACACCAGUUAUUAUAACUUUACGUCUGUUGAAAAAGAGGUUUAGAGUAAUAACUCAGGUUUUAAAGAAACGUGUAAACGGUAAGGAUGUAGAUACUCUUGCAUUGCCAACUUAAUUGUAUCCUUAAAAUGAUAGUAGUGAAAACAUGUAGGUUAGGUAUACGUAGGUCAUUAUUACAAAUAUAUUUUGAGUACUGUGAAUAAUUUUAACGCAAAAACUAGGAUAAUGGAGUCCAAGAAAAGAGAGCAUUGGGAAGUGGAAGAAACAAAAUAUUUUCUUCGGUUGGUGAAAGAAAGACAAAUAAUGAAAAACUUGGACAGCAAAAAGUUUAGAGCAGAUGAUAUAUUUAAGUAUUUAGAAAAACUAAUGGUUGAGAAAGGUUAUACGAAAACUUGGAAGCAAAUGCAGACAAGAUUUAAAACUUUAAGAUAUCAAUACAAUGACAUUCAUAGAAAAAUGAAUAAAAGUGGUUCCGGCAAUUCAUUAUCCUCUUUUCCCUAUGCUGAUGAGAUGGCUGAUUUGUUAGAUUCUCGGCCAUUAUCUAUUCAAAACAAUAUUGACAGUUCUGUAUCACCGCAUUCAGUAAUAGAUAAAGGCAAUAAAGGUUCAAAUGACUGCAUUCCUGAAGGUCCAAACGAUUCAGAAGAAUCAGAUUCUUCAGAUGUUCUAAAUACUUCAGUUGAACCUACUCCUGGCUGUUCAUCAGAUUCUUCUUUUACAAUAACUGAAAAAAUUGUGAAGACGGAUAACUCAUCAAAUGAAGUAUUACCUAAAUGUCCAAAACAAAAGAUAAAAAGAAGCAGACCACUUCAACCUCUGAAAUAUAUUGACACAUUAAAACUGCAUUUUGAAGAAAAUCAACAAAAAACACGAGAGUAUAUAAAAAAUGUGAUAGAAUCGAAACAAAAAGUGCAAAAGGAAAUAAUGGAUAAAAUGUUAGAAAACCAAAGAAAUAUCCUUAAGGAUACGACUGAUCAAUUGUUAACAGGCUUAAAAAAUAUUUUCAGUGUUACGAGUCGGGGCAGUGAAAAUUUGUUUACUACUUCAGGAAAUCCAAAUAAUUAUCAAACUUUUAAUUUUCCUGCUAAUAAUUCGCAAUUACAUUCAUAUGUAGAACCUACAAAGUUUCAUUUGCCCAAUAAUAUGCCAAAAGUGUUAGUCAACUUAAAACGUCAUUCCUCCACGAAAAGUGCAAACGAAGAACAAACUAUGAAAUUACAGAAAAUAGAUUCAACAUUUCCGAGUUUUUCUAAUAGUAGUGAAGAGUCACAAGAAAAUUUCUAACUUAUAACAUAUUGAAAAAUAACAAA
This is a messenger RNA of Ooceraea biroi (clonal raider ant), 1716 nucleotides long. RefSeq lists its product as uncharacterized. NCBI's taxonomy places the organism in Eukaryota, Metazoa, Arthropoda, Insecta, Hymenoptera, Formicidae. The record is from RefSeq and is a predicted model, not a curated record.